CUGUUAUCAUUGGUAGAUGUAUUAUAUCAUUUCAAUCCAAGAUGUCUUCCCUAUCAAUCACAGCUGAGUCCUCAAAUAAAAGUAAAAAAAGAAAACAAUUUUAGCCCUGUAGAAUGCUCUCUUCUUGUUGAGCUUGUGGAGAAAAAUUUGGAUGCAAUACGAGGGCAAUUUUCAAGUAGCAUAACAAAUGCAAAAAAACAAGAGUUGUGGGAGAAGAUAACCUCGCAAAUAAACAGCUUGGGGUUUGAAAAUCGCACGCCAAAAGAAGUGCGUGAAAAAUGGAGAAACCUGGCACAGAUUGCUAAAAAAACCAAUGCUGGAAUAAUGAGUUCGCAAAGAAAAACAGGGGGAGGUCCUGCGACAAAACCACCACCUUUAACAACGGAGAAAAUCAUAAAUAUUUUGGGAGAUGAAACUUCAUUCUCAGGUAUUCAAGGAGGCUUCGAGUCUGGUGGUACAUUUGUAGAGAAAGAGAGUAAUUCAUUUCACUUGAGCACUUUGGUCGAAACCGACGAAGAAGAUGAGGGUGGUGAGGACAUGGAAUUAAGCAAGACUCCAAUACCAACAACAUCCACACUAUCACAAUGUGAGCAUUUAAUUAUGUUUAUAUCCAUUGUUGUAUUCAUAGCUUAUAAAGUGUAUUUGUGCAUUGUAUUGAACUUAAUUCACAGGCGAAGAAUCAAGAACAUUCAAAAGGAAACGACCAAAGACUCAAGGAGAGAUGAAAAAUGAUGUUCAGCAACUUCAUGUUGAGGUUCUUCAACUGGAAAAGAAAAAAUGUUGUUUGAGAAGCACAACCUAGAGUUGAAGAAAAGAAAACUCGAACUACAAGUACAGUUACUUGAGAGGAUAGUUGAAAUCAGUGAACAACCCCCUUCAUUUUUUCUUUUAAUAAACUAGUCAACUGAAA
Molecule: messenger RNA, 910 nt
Organism: Xenia sp. Carnegie-2017
Lineage: Eukaryota; Metazoa; Cnidaria; Anthozoa; Malacalcyonacea; Xeniidae
Exons: 2
Cellular component (GO): nucleus
Source: RefSeq, a predicted model, not a curated record